Molecule: messenger RNA, 6784 nt
Organism: Dicentrarchus labrax (European seabass)
Lineage: Eukaryota; Metazoa; Chordata; Actinopteri; Moronidae
Product: rho guanine nucleotide exchange factor 28
Exons: 40
Coding region: 352-5892 (1846 amino acids)
Biological process (GO): regulation of Rho protein signal transduction
Molecular function (GO): guanyl-nucleotide exchange factor activity
Source: RefSeq, a predicted model, not a curated record
GUUACAGUAUCAGUAUGUUUCAUCGCCUUCCAUUAGAGGUCGCUGUAACCUCAAAGAAACAGUUAACUUUCGCACACAAGGAGGAAUUUGCAUUUGAGCAGACGGAAGACAGAAAGCAUCAACAGUGACAGAGAGGAGAGGAGGAUGCUGGAGGCUGCAGCUCAGAAUGGAAACAGCAGCUGCACCGACUGAACGCCAUUUCUCAACUUGUAGCUUUGCCACAGACAGUUGAAUUAUCGCUUAGUUAAAGGAGGAUGAAUCGGAGUUAGGUGCUCCUUUUCUGUGCCGAACUGAAGCGCGCUGACAGGUUUCUUCUGCCGGAGUUUGAGCUCCUGUGUAGUUGCUGUGCGGAUGGAGCUGAGCAGAAGGAAAGUGCCUUUGUAUGGCCAGGCGAAGGUAUUUGCAUUGCUGGAGGGUUUAGACACGGUGCCGGAGGAUACAGAGAUCUAUGUUGUGUUGGAAGGAUCCACACUGGUCCAUGUAACCAGGGCUCAGAGUGAUGUCAUGCUCUGCUUUAUAGUGCCUGGACAUAACCUGGCUGAAGUGGUCUCUGUCCAGGCCUACCUGUGCUCUGAAACCACACCGCUCACCUGGGUGGGCGGAGCUUCUCUGGAGUAUGUCCAAGAUGAUGCUCAGGACCUGGCAGAGCACCUGGUAAUCCACGGACAUUGUCUAACCUCCACGGAUCACAAGGACCUGAGCAGCCUCUUCAACCUGGGCCAGGGGAGCUCUCGCUGGGCUAUGGAUCGUCGCGUGGCCCUGGCCAUGGCCAACCUGGAUAUCCCCCAAAACUGGAAUGUGCUGGGAAGCCACAGUGGAGACGAGCACAGUCUCAGGGAGUCUCCCCUCCACCUGGCUGUGCGAUGGGGUCUGUAUCGGCUGGCAGAGCUGCUGCUUUGUCAGCCGGGGGGUCUGAUGGCUGUCAGUCUGCCAAACGAAGAGGGAGUCACGCCGCUGCAGCUGGCACAGGCAACAGGCAACACCGAGCUCCUGGAGCUGCUCACACACCCGCCAAACCCACUAGCAACGCCUCCAGCAGGUCUGUCCCAGGUGUGGGCAGACCAGUCCCGCUUGCUGAGGUUCUGUCAUGACACCGGGAACCUGACUCUGACCGUCAGACAAAACCUGAGGUGGAGCUCAGAGGAGAGCCGGCACGCUGACAUCCUGCUUCUCAGAGACCGGCUCAGAGAUGAGGACUUCCUCAGAGAGAUCAAAGCUCUAAGGAGGGAACGCGUAGAAACCAUCUUAGAGAAGGAAGAACUGGUGGAUGAUCCUACAGAGAACGCACUGUACUCUGAUAUCAAUGGAGGAACUUCUGCUGUAGAAGAAAAUGACUAUGAGGAGCCGCUGAUGUUCUGCCUGAAUGAGGAGGAGGAAGAGGAUGAUCCGUCUCAGCCUGACUCUGAGAAAAGCCAGUCCAUAAGGGAGAGCCAGGCCUCUUCACCGACUCUGGCUGCAGCUGCCAGACUGUCAGCGAUGAUACAUGGCAAAGACCGAGUGUACGCCAACACCAUGCUGGUGGACCAGGUGGAUGACGCUGACAUUAAAUACCGCUCUCCAGGGGAGGAGGAGGUAAGCCCCGUGGCCCACAUUGGCAGCCCAUGCUGGGAAUCCUUCUCCCUGACUCCCCCUGAUUCAAAGAACUGCUCGCAGAACUGGCACCCAUCCUCACCCCAUAAUGGCGAGAGAGGACUUCAGGGCCCCGGCCGGGAGAAUCACAGAGAGCGUGUUUCUCCCCCCUCUCCCUUUGCUUCCUCCCCGUCUUUUCCUUCCUCCCCGCUGGCUUCCCCGUUCCGAUUGUUCGAGGGAACACAGAGGCGUCAGACGCAGCAGUGCCUGCCAGUUUCUCCUGCUUUGAAUCGUAGAGGAUGCAGCUUGACAGAGUCGAGUCGGGGCCUGAGUCCAAGUCUUGAGUGUGACAGUGGAGAAGAGGACAUACUGGGACAUUCGUACCCUUGCUCAUCUUUAAAGCAGCAGUCCUUCCUGCGAUCCAGCUCAGGAGAGGAGAGGGACUCUUUUGACACGUCGCCAGACUUCAACCGAACACACUCAGACAGCACGCACCAAUCCACCAAGAACCCAGAGGAAGCCGAGGUUCGUAUGCGCUCUUACUCCUACUCCUCCCCCAAGGCAAAGCCGUCACGGCCGCUGCUAAACCGAGACGCAGCCAUCACUGACCUGGCAGAAGAUGGUGCAUUCAGCAGCGGCAGUCGUUCUCUACUUCAAGCUUUAUCUCUCUGUAAAUCCCUCUCUCGUCUCAACCAAGUUAAGCAGAGAGCCUUCAGCCUGUCAGAGACUCCCAGAGAAAAGAGGGUUUUGGGUUUCCGUAAGCGGGCCCAGUCAGCAGAAGAGGAGAGCAGCGCAUCACUCCAACAUCUCACCCUCACAGAGUUCCUCAAAGAGAUCGAGGAUGAGGAGUGGGACAAAUACAUAAUACCGUCUAAGGUCGAGUCAGAGAAGUACAAAGUCAGCCGGACCUUCAGCUUCCUCAAGAACAGGAUGUCCAGCACUCGCAACAAGACCAAGGUGAAGGGGAAAGAGGUGAAGGAGGGAAAGGAGAAGUCCGGAGCCACUAAUGGACACCAGUUUGUUCCCGUGUCUCCAUCUGGUCCCGCUCUCUGUGUGGCCUGUGAUAAGUCUGUUUCUGGGAAGGAGCUGUUGCAGUGCUCCAACUGUUUCCUGAAUGUCCAUAAAAACUGCAGAGAGUCUGUCGCAGCCUGUGGAAAGAAGCCACAGGAGAGGAAUGCAGUGCUGAUGAAAAGCAAGACCUUGUCUCUCCCACAGAACUCUGUGAAAGACAACUCUCCAGCCUCCAUUUUCUCCUCCUCCUCCUCCUCUUCACUUCCGACGAUGACCAGAGAGAAGAGAGAAACAGUCGCCCCUCUCUCCAAAAGCCUCUCUAUCUCUAUAGACAGCAGACGGCUGAGUGAUGCAGCAGGGGCGGACAGUGAGUGCAGUGUGACAGCUUGCACCAACAGCUCAUUGUCUGAUGAGGGAACACCUGUCACAGCGAUUCCUCCGUCAACCGAGCCGCCGAUCACCACACAGGAUGCUGUUGAUGCUUCUCUACUGAGCGACCUGUCAGCUGACCUGCUGGGACUUGAGGUGGAGUCAUGGAGUCUGGCAGUUAGUCCGGAGUUUUGCAGGCAACACGACAGGCGCACAAUUAAACGUCAGGAUGUUAUUUAUGAGCUGAUGCAGACAGAGCUGCACCACAUCCAAACCCUGACGGUCAUGUCGGAGGUGUUCAGGAGAGGCAUGCUGGAGGAGCUGCAGCUGGACUGGGACUGUGUGGCCCGGAUCUUCCCCUGUUUGGACUCCCUGCUGCUCUUUCACAGAAACCUCUUUGGGGCGCUGCAGGAAUGCCGGCAGGCCGCAACCCAACCUGAGAACCCCCGGAAUUACUUCAUCCGUCAGAUUGGAGAUGUACUGCUUCAGCAGUUCUCAGAUGAAAAUGCUGAGAAGAUGAAGCAGGUGUACGGAGAGUUCUGCAGCCAUCACACAGAGGCCGUCAAUGUCUUCAAAGAGCUACAGCAACAAAACAAAAAACUCCAAAACUUUGUCAAACAACAGAGCAAUAACUCUCUGGUCAGACGGAGAGAGGUGCCAGAAUUCAUCCUGCUGGUCACUCAGCGGAUCACCAAGUACCCAGUGCUAUUGGAGAGGAUAUUACUGUACACUCAGGAAGGAAGUCAGGAACACUCUGACCUAUCAAGUGCCCUGGCUCAGAUCCGUGACAUAAUUGCUGCAGUGGACCUUACUGUGAAUAAGUAUGAGAAGUGUCAGGAGCUGCAGGAAGUGCUGGCACGGCUGGAGAACAAGAGUUUUGCCAAGCUAAAGAAUGGCAAGGUGUUUCGCAAACAGGACCUGCAUAGCAAACACAGGGAUCUGCAGCAUAAGGGGCUGGUCUACUGGAAGACUGCCACUGGACGUCUAAAAGAUACGCUGGCUCUUCUGCUCACAGACGUUCUGGUUUUCCUACAAGAGAAAGAUCAACGCUUUAUAUUUGCUGCUGUGGACCAGAAGCCUCCUGUGAUCCCUCUGCAGAAACUCAUUGUUAGAGAAGUAGCUAACGAGGAGAGAGGGAUGUUCCUCAUCUCGGCCUCCUCAGUGGGACCAGAGAUGUAUGAAGUUCACACAACCACCAGAGAUGAGAGGAAUGCAUGGAUGAGACACAUACGUCAAGCUGUAGAAAGUUGUCCUGAGGAAGAAGAGGAGGAGGAGCGAAAUGCUGAGACAGAGGAGGCCAGGCGAGCAGCAGAAGUGAGAGUUCAGAAGAUCACCAAGUUCCAAGAGACACUGUUGGGUCAGGACCAGCAAAUCUGCAACAGCCUGGAGGAGAAGCUGCAGCUUUACGCCGAGCUUACAGAGUUAACCCUCCGCUCACCAGAAUCUGUAUCACAUCGCCAUCUGCUGGUACAACCAGACACUGACAAUGAGACACCAAGACAGGCUUCCUCACUGCUCACUGCUGCACUCAGAGAAGCAGAGAACCUGAUCGCACUUCUGCAGGCUCGUGAUGGCCUUUCUGUACAAAAUCAGAGCUCUCCUGUCCGAGGACCAGAGGGCUGCAGCUACAACAGUCACGGCAGCAGCAUCCAGGAGUCUCCCUCUGAACCAGAUUAUCUGAGCACGCUCAGUAUGAGCUCCACUUCUCUUGGAUCAGACAGCGAGCUAACAGGGCUGGAUAGCGUGUUGUGGAGUUCCGCUAUUGAGCUGAGAAGAGGAGACAACAAAGGGACACUGUUAAAGGUGGCAGAGAGCGUCCAGAGUCUGACUCAGCUUCUGUAUAGUCUGCAGGCUGCCGUAACCCUCCAAGACAGCUGCCAUGAAGUCCAGAAACUCCUUCUCCAGGAGGGAGAAAGACCUCAACUCCGAACACUCACUUCCCUCCAGAGCAGUCAGGAGCAGGAGAAGCAGAGGAGUAUGGAUAAGAAGAAAGAGGAAGUAGAAAAGAAGGGUUUAGAGAGGAAGAAAGAAGAGGUGGAUGAGGUGCAGAAACUCCAUAUGAAGCUGAAACAGGAGCAACAGCGCUGGGACAAAGAGUGUCUGGCCAGAGAGAAACAACAGAGUGAGCAGGAGAGUGUGCUGGAGCAGCGAGAGCAGCAGUGCCUCCUGGAGGCCGAGCGUCUGCGCUGCGAGCGUGAGGAGCUGGAGGCCCAGCUGCUGGAGUUUCAGCAAAAUCUAGACCGACUGAGAGAGGGCCAGAGGAGUGUGGAGAGGGAGAAGGAGAAGAUUGAAGCCCAGCAGAGGCUACUGCAGAGCUGGAGACACAACCGCCAGAGCAGCCUGCCCGUUACGAUACCACUGGAUGGAUACAAGGUGUCCAGCCACAGCCGCUCAGGUAGCCUGGAUGGUAACUGCUCAGUAUACGAGAACGAAGCAGCUUUACUAGCCUCCCUCCAGCAGAACCACCUCCAACAGCCCGCCAACAACAACCAGCACCAGUGUCUGCUGUCUGCUCCACGGAAGAACCAUGAUGGCCCUUUGCACAGCUCUGACUACACCGCCAACCUUGGCCUCAGUGCCAGCCUCUACAACAGCCUCAACACUCUGCUGAGCCAGGCACACAACAAACAGACUCCAGACGGUCUGAUGUACCCGAAUUACACUAACAACCACGGCUGCCCCCGGCCUCUGAAUGACUCCAUCCACCCCUUCAGCAGCAGGGUCACUGCACAGCCACUAAGGACCAACAACACAGACUUUACCCCGCCGUUGGACAGGCGAUCCCUGGGUCCAUGGAGGUCAGAGGUCACAGGUCACGGACUUUAUGAGGAUGACUACUCCUCAUCUCCCACUCUUACUCCCCUCCUCCCGCCGCAGGCAUACCUCUCACUUGAAGGACAGAAGGGGGAGGAGGCAGGCGAGGAGAACAUUGUCUAUCUUUGAGAAUGAUGAGAGAGAAAUGAGCAAUGCAAGCUGUCUAACAUAUAACUGGAUCGACAAUAAUAUAUAUCUGUUGAUGUGUUUGUGUAUCUAUUUAAGAUAAGUCAUUUUUAAAAAACCUGAAUAUUCAAAAAAGGGAAAUAGGUGCAGGGAGGAAGUAUACACAGAUACAGUAUUUGUGCCUUUAUCAGUGUAUGUGCUAACCAUUAAUCAUUCUCCUCCUGUGUGAUGAAACCAUUGUGCCUUUUAGCCAACAAAUUCUUUGUAAAUCAGCUUUUAUACUCCCCAUGUUUUUACUUCUACUAUGAUUGUUUUUAGUACCCGUUGCACUUGUUUGAUGGCAGAGUUACCUUUGUGCCCCAAACUCUGAGACCUAAAGUAGCAGGAAAUCAGGACAGAGGUUUUUCUUUUAUUUUCCCAUGAGCACUUACAAGAAAAUGGAAAUAUUGGAGACUCCAGUUGAACCCUUCCCUAAACUAUGUAUAGAGUGCUAUUAUUUCUCCGUUUAAUCUUAAAUGAUAUUUAUAAGGGAUUGUGAGUAUCUAAAAGACUUAGAAAUAUACUGAUAUUAUUGUAUAAAUUUAAAAUAUAUGUAUAGUUUUAUGGAAAGGCUACCUAUGCACACUAUGUUGGAAGAGGAACUUAUAUUCCUAUUAUUAUGUUUCUCACUUAAGUGCCAAAAAUCUUGCUAUCUGAUACUGUAAGUGAUUUAUGUAAAGAAUGGUUGUAUGUUUUCUGUUCACCUCCUUUUUCGUAUAAUUUAUUGUGUUUAAAUUGCUUUGUGCUGUCAACAUAAAUAAUAUUUUGUUUGAUAUGUGUUCUUAUGUAAUCUCUGUAAUCAGAACUGUGAUGUGCCAUAUUAAUAUUGUGCUGUAUAUAAAAUGAUUGUGGGAAA